Molecule: messenger RNA, 6924 nt
Organism: Pecten maximus
Lineage: Eukaryota; Metazoa; Mollusca; Bivalvia; Pectinida; Pectinidae
Product: collagen alpha-1(IX) chain-like
Exons: 41
Coding region: 608-3676 (1022 amino acids)
Source: RefSeq, a predicted model, not a curated record
UUUUACGGUAGUACUACUGUAGCAGCAUCGGAUAUGCAAUCACAUUUGGAUAGCAUGCUAAGAGUAAAAUCCGUUCUGGAGAAAUCUUUAUUUACGUGAAUUACAACAAAAAUUCAAUAAACAGUGGAUGUGAGAUUCGCCAUUAUUUCUGUGGAAUUAUUUAUAUACAUUCAUAUCAUGCUGUUAGUUACAGGCCUGGAGCACGUACUCACUGGAAGCAGUGGACAAAGUUUCCCAUUUGGAUUAUCGUAGUGUACAUGGGUUUUACACGUAUGCAGCUUAGCGUAUCUGUCCCAGUUGUUUCUCAUAUACAACUCACACAACCAGUCACAGUGACGAUCAGCAUGGUCUAUGAUAGCAUAUUUAUCUAUCCGUAAAAUCAUUCUUCGAACUUCUCAAUUUUCACACAGUGGUAACAUACAUGAGAUAUAAAACAUGGAAUAACGACCAGGACGAGUUCUAGGCAGACGAUUGAUACCAUAGUGCUUUCGAGGCAGCUGUCGUCUGCUUCUGUGAUUCUAAGGAAAGGAGCAAAUAGGAAAGGGGAUUUUAAUGCUCUGAAAUCCCUCUAUUUCAAUUUAUUGGAUUAAUUCACCACAUAGAUAAAAUGGGGUGGAUAACAAGACUGGCAGCACUUGCCACUUUCAUCAAUGUUAUAAAUUCACAGCUUAUACCAAGUGGUCACAGUAUUUGUGGACAAAUAAGACCCGGUGAUGAUGACUUAAAAGCAUUUGAUUUUAUAUCUAACUUCCAGUUAGAUAAAGCACGUGAGCUGAGAAUAAGGGGAGUGACUCGUACGCGUGGGUCUAAUACAUACCAACAAGCAUACAAACUAAAACGAUCGGCGAAAAAGAAGCAACUAUCUGUAGCAACAAGGACAAUGUUUCCGCUCGGAAUGCCAGAGGAGUUUUCCUUUGGAGCCACCUACAGGUUGCAGGGACUAGCCAGACGGAUGGUGUGGAACAUGGUAGACUUUCAAAGCUCAAGUGGUCAGUCAGAAUUUGCAGUUAGAUUCGACGCCCCGGCAAAAAGCAUUGCUCUAGUUUUUAAAGAUGCUCGCAACGCUCAAACGACCUUAACAUUCGACCACAGGAAGGUUAGGAAGGCAUUUAACAACGAAUGGCAUAAGAUCCACAUCAAGGUCACUCGGACGCUUACAACGCUGUUCAUAGACUGUCAGGACAUCCAAACAAUUCAAAUGGUGGCGAGGUCACAGGUCGAUAUCAACGGGGACAUUGUCCUGGCCCAACCAGUUAACGAGCUUGACGGAAGGACAGUUCCGUUUGAACUUCAGUGGUUGGUCAUUCAUUGUGAUCCGUCUAAACACCAGCGCGAGAACUGUGAUGAACUCCCGAGCGAGUCGAGAAACUACAUGAGCGAGCAGAGAAGAGGAGACAUGGGUUGUUCAGUUCAGUGUCCAGCAGGACAACGUGGAUUAAAUGGAACAAAUGGAGCUCCCGGCCGAAAUGGUCGCGACGGUCUAGAUGGGAUUGAUGGAUCAAUGGGACCAAAGGGGGAGGAAGGAGAGCGUGGUCCGGCAGGUAGAGAUGGCAAAGCUGGUAAGGCCGGAACUGCUGGCAAACCUGGACCUCAGGGUCCGAGAGGUGCCGAAGGAUCUCAGGGAGAGGACGGUGUUCAGGGUGAAGCUGGAAUACCUGGCUUGGACGGCACAGAUGGAAAACCUGGCGAAAUUGGUCCUCCUGGAGAAAGGGGUGAACGGGGACGAGAUGGACAGCCAGGAACAUCCGGUAUACCCGGUAAGACAGGCAGGCCUGGCGAAAGUGUGGCCGGUCCUAUGGGUCCUGAAGGACCACAGGGCCCUCAAGGCAAUCCGGGAACACAGGGCGUGACUGGGCAAAGAGGUGAACGAGGAGAGAAAGGAAACCAGGGUGAACGGGGACUACAGGGCGAUUCCGGUGAACAAGGUCCUCGAGGCUUUAAUGGUGCAGAUGGAGUAACGGGGAAGCAGGGUAUCCAGGGACCCCCUGGGCCACCAGGGCCAGUGGGCCAAGUUCUCGAAUCCGAUGUGUCCAAUCACAUUCCAGUACAGGGCCCAGCCGGACCUAUGGGACCCGCAGGACCCCAGGGAGAUAUAGGGCCAAAGGGUGACAGAGGAGAAAAUGGAGAUGAAGGGAAAAGAGGACUGAAGGGUGACAAAGGAAAUGAUGGCCCUAUGGGUAUUCCGGGUAUAGACGGUAUUCCGGGAGUAUCUGGAGAACCAGGUGUUAUUGGACCUCAGGGACGACCGGGCGAAACGGGGCCUAAGGGCGAGAGGGGAAACGACGGUACUGAUGGCGAACAAGGAUUGCAGGGUCUACCAGGAUUACAGGGUGAACAUGGCGAGAAGGGAACCACGGGUGAAAGGGGACUUCCUGGUCCCCCAGGUGAAAGUUCAAUGUUCGGUCGAGGAAGAGAAGACCCGGGUCCCCCUGGCAACCCCGGACCACGUGGCCCACCAGGAACAAAGGGAGAGGAGGGAUUAUCUGGACCUGCUGGACCUCCAGGACAACCAGGCAAUGAUGGAGAAGCCGGUACCCCAGGUUUACCAGGAGAAUCCGGUCCUUCAGGAGACAUGGGACCCACCGGAGAACGUGGACCGAUGGGCGAUACAGGAUCACGCGGUCCACUGGGCCCUCACGGACAGGAAGGACCUCCCGGAAUGCCUGGGCGUGAAGGAGACAGGGGUGACCAAGGGGAGCCAGGACCAGUUGGACAGCCAGGAAUUCCAGGCAUGGAUGGAAGACCUGGUCAAGAAGGACCCAUGGGCCCAAUGGGCAACCCAGGUCCCCAAGGAUUGAGGGGUGCAGUCGGACAGGCAGGGCCACCCGGUCCACCUGGACAAGAUGGCGUGUUCAGUGGAGAUCUGAGUGCUUAUUAUGCCUCCCUCACCCAUCCGGAAACCCAAGGACAAAUGGGACCACCGGUAAGUUUAUGUAAGCAUGGACCACCAGGACACACGGGACCAUCAGGCCCAGUUGGUUCCACGGGAUUACCAGGAGAACGAGGCGCGCCAGGUGAGCGGGGACCAGCGGGAGCCACAGGAGCACCCGGUGUGCCCGGGUUAUCUGGACCCCCCGGCCAGGCCGGCACCCGAGGUCUCAGGGGCCAGCCUGGUAUGCCAGGAAUCCCAGGAUUGCCCGGACGAAGUGUAAGCGACACAGAAGUUAAAGAGAUUUGUUUCCAGAUUCUUCGUGAAAAUAUGGAGGAGAUAACAGCAGACUUGCGUGGACCUCCAGGUUUACCUGGUAUCGGUACUCCAGGCAGACAAGGACCACCAGGCAGGAACGGCAUUCAAGGUGAGCGUGGACCACAAGGAGGGUCGGGAGAGCGAGGAAUGAUGGGCGUACCUGGACUGCCGGGAGCCCAGGGUCCACUCGGUUCCAUGGGCGAGAAAGGACCGAAGGGAGACAGGGGUAACACAGGGAAAGGACAGAGGGGUCGUCAAGGGGAACCUGGGCCUCCAGGCCCACCGGGUCCCACAGGAGAAGGAAUCCAAGGUAGACCUGGAGAUCGUGGACCACCAGGUGUUUCUGGCAUGCACGGUCGCCGAGGUUUGGCCGGGCCUCCGGGUCCCCCGGGAUACUGCGAGUUCUGUAACUUUGCCGCUGGCACAGGAUCCCAGCAGGGCCCGGAGUACAUGACACUUGGUCAGGCCAAUGGUAUCAAGGGACCUUAGGAAAAUCUCAAUCAGUGACGAUAAUCUUGUGAUAUCACCUGUAGUUUCAUUACCAUCAAAACACCUUGACCAUCCGUAUCGCUUCCAUUCUGUCAUCCCAAUUCUCUUUAAUACCUCACGCCAGUGCCUUUCCUUUUAAAUAGUCCCAAAACAAAGCAUAAUAUUUAUCUUUUAUAACUUCAUUAUAGCUUAUAGAAUCUAUCGUGUUGGUAUUGCUAUGUUAUACAUAUAUAUCAUUCUUUAGCAUUUCCCCUUUUCCGUUCUUAGCUUUUCCGCAACCUCCCUUCUCUCAUUUAUCAUUCAUGUAUGCAAGAUUGUAUGUGUAUUCAUGCUCCGCAUUUCCAAGUGUAUCCCUUAAGCAGAACGUCAUGAUUGCUGUGUGACGGGAGAUCUGUACAGCUUCAUUUGUUUCGUUUUUGCCUCAAUACCGUUUGUUUAUUUCGCCUCCAUUCAGUUCUAUUUUGCCUGUGCCAUUUUUAUUAUUAUUUUCCUUGUUUUGUUUUGUUCUUUCCCGGUUGUUGUGUUGACGUUGUGCUUUUACAUAUACCUAAGAACAUAAAAGAACUGUAUGAAUGCACUACUCCCAAUUAUGUAUGCAAAGUAGUUGUAUUAGUGAUUUUAUACAUUGCCAUGCCUAAGCUCCGCCCAAAUGGAUGCAUAAGCCCCUCCCACUUGGACACCUUAGCUCCUCCCAGGUCGAUGGUGGCACCCAUGGAAGCCUGAAAUACUUUGUUUCAAUGUAACAUGCUUUUUAUUGAAAUAAAACCAGGUAAUACUAACACUCACACUUAAUUAACGUCUAUCUUGAAAAUACAAUGACUUUUUUUCAAAUUACAUAUGUAACAAUCUAAUUAUCGCAUAUAAACUUUUUUUUCUUUUUUUUUUAUAAAUAACUCCUAUCAAAUUUUUUUUGUCUAAAAUAACAAUUUGAAUACGAUAUUAUAAGGAAAACAAGCUUAAAGCCUAAGCAUCCCUUUCUGCUAGUUGUUUAUAGUGCUGACACUUUUGCAGCUAAUCAAGGGGUAACUGCUGAAGUGUGUUCGUUCCUUUUUCUUUGAAAAUGAUAUCGAAGGCCAGUAUUGCAUUGAAAACAGAUUUGCAUGUAUGAUCAUUUUCGAAAUGUAUUGCACACGUGAUGUAUCAUUUAGAGGUCACCUAAAAACCACAAGAACGAGGUCAGAGAUGUUACACCACGUUCUAGUUUUCAUAUACAGCAUGGAAACAAAUGACGACGACGAAAAAAAAUGCUUACAAUUGCAUGUCUGUAAAUCUGAUUUUACUCUUUAAUUUUUUUAUAAUUUUUUUUUAUUAAAAAUAUUAAUUUUCGUCAAAAAACACAGUAUAUAUAUUUAUUCACUCAGGGAAACUCGUCUGAUAUUGACAAUCACUUUCACUCUAUUUUUCUCCGGGUGAGGUGCACUCUUCAAUACUCUUAACAUCACGACACUCUAAGGCUUGUUAACGAAUUUGUGCGUGGAAAUUAAAUUUUGCAUGUUGAAUGCCUUACGAUAAUAUCAAUGUGUACUAAAUGCUAGCGUUCUAUUUGCCUUUAUGAUUAUGCUUGUAUUUCCUUCCUUUCACCAAUAGUGGCUAACACAUUUCACAUUCUCUUUACCUCCGCUACUAACCUUCACUUUGGUGGUGAUGACACACUCACUCCUCACACUACAGGCUUACCUGGUUGGGGUGUUGUUGAGGUUCCUAGGGGUAUCAAACCUUGCCGAUCUUUCUGUUUUCUCUUUGUGAAAUCCCGUGAUAUCGCGAGAGGAACCCCGGUACUCCCAAAAACAAUGGCGGAACAAGACUUUCUUAUAUUCGGUGCAGAAAAUGAAACUUUCUUAUCGUUUUGUGAUGGAGGGAUUGACAUUUCUUAUAAGGUUGUGACUUGUCGGAAUGUCCAUUUUUUCGACACUUUAUGAGUUUUUGUUUUUUUUGUUUUUUGGAAAGGCGGAAAUAGAACAGUUCUGCAAAAGUGCCUUCUGUCAGAGCGAUAUAUCUCUGAAUACACUCUUCUUUCUAUCUCAUACGUCCAUCCUAGCUGUUGAAGCUGAUCAUCUUGAGACAAAGUCCACCUCGAGACAGUUUCAUUGUCCAUGUCUGUACAUUCUCAUUGAUGUGUGUGUCCGUGUGUUGUGUGAUUCGUCGGUACCUUAUCUGCGUGUAUGCCUUGAACAAUUGAGAAAUUGGAUUAUAAAUAUUUGAUAUAGCAGAUCUGAUUCAUGGUACGUUGUGCUAGAGAAAAAUAGUGGAAGUUCCAGGUGACUUGUCGCGUAGCAGGUAAUAUAUUGUGUAAGCAAUAUCUUACUUGCUGUGUGAAUUAAGUUCCGUGGCACUUACACGCGUUGUAUCUAACAUGGCAUUGUGCAAGUAAUGAAUUAAUUGACGAUACUGAAGAUGAAAUGAUUCCUGAAUUGUAGCAAACAGUAGGCAUCAUCAAUUGUUUUUCUUGUUUGAUUUUAAUUUUGGAAUAUAUUCUUUAGCCAUUUGGUUCCAUUACACAACUCUGAUUUCCUUUGACGGAGAUCUUGAUAUCUAUUUUGGAUAUUUUUCCUUCAAAAGAAAUUAGUCAGGUUUUGGUUGCUACGACUGAAAAAACAAUGCAGUAGCAAAUGACGCCUCAGGUCUCAAGUAGAUUGUAAAAUUGGGAUGAACCAGUUUAUAAAUGCAAUCAUUCUUGAACCAAAAGAUGAUUUAAGUCUGACUGAAGAUUCCCAUUUAACCAAAAAUGUGAAAGGUAAUAUAUGUUGGGGAUAAACGAUAUACUGUAGGUCAGUUUUUAAUGACAGCAUAACUUAUCUGUAAAGCGUCUAUGUGAUUAUGACGUAAUAGUUACUUAUCGCUUAAAUGUACGUAAAUAAUCAAUGAUAUGAAAGUUGUAUAUAUACUAUUUAAAAAAAUAUUCAUUAAGUUUAUGUUCAUAGGAUUUAACCGUAAAUGUCUCUCAUAUUAUAUGUAGUCUUUCAACGUGGUGUUUAAAUCACAUGAACCAUUUCAUGACAUGAACCAGCUAGAAUCCAAAAACAUAUACUUGUUAAAUAAUGUUUAGCAUAAGGACACUAAUCGGUCAUUCAAAAAUGUGUAAAUAUUAUUUAAAAGAAUUGAUUUUGUAGUAACUAGAUUUUAGAAUAUUAGCUAUAGCAUUGUUUCUGCGUUUGUCAACUUUUAACAGUAAAUGAUAUUAAAGUGAAAGUGUUUAACAACUUUUGCUUGAGAAAUUUUGUAUAACAAAAUGAAUGUGCUUUUUCUUA